Messenger RNA from Setaria italica (foxtail millet), 732 nucleotides. RefSeq lists its product as uncharacterized. NCBI's taxonomy places the organism in Eukaryota, Viridiplantae, Streptophyta, Magnoliopsida, Poales, Poaceae. The record is from RefSeq and is a predicted model, not a curated record. Bases 1 to 732 code for a protein of 243 amino acids. The transcript has 5 exons.
AUGGCACACAAUGCAGCUCAGGAGAGAUACAUUGGUUUUAUGAAUCCCAAGGUAGCAAUUGAUUAUCGCAUUGAGAAGUGGACUGAUGAGGAUCUUCAUCUUUAUAAGAAAAGGUUGACAUAUUCACUUAGAUGUAUCAAGUUCCUUUUGCAUCAAGGAUUGGCAUUUCAUGGACAUGAUGAAAAUGAAGAGUCUAGCAACAGAGGAAAUUUCAUUGAACUUUUGAAGUUUCUUGCAGGAAAUAGUGAUGAAGUGAACAAGUAUGUCUUGAAUAAUGCUCCAGCUGAUGAGUCUAGUGACAUAUCACAUAAAGAACAACUAGCUCUUUGUUUACGUUAUGUUGAUAAACUUGGAAGGCCUUGUGAACACUUUAUUGGAGUUGUUCAUGUAGAUGAUACUACCUCUUUGUCACUUAAGGAAGCUAUUGAGGGUUUACUUGUUAGUCAUGGAUUGACUAUGACUCAAAUUAGAGGUCAAGUUCUUGUUGCUGUUGCCAAGAGAAAUACUGAUUGUAAGAGCUUUUUUGAUCAAAGAAGGGAUCAAGAUAUUCUUAAUGCAAUCUCCCUUGUUAAUGUGGCAAAGAAUAAAAUGCAACAGUUAAGGUUUGAUGGUUGGGACCACUUCCUUGAGAGGGUCACUUCUUUUUGCAUUAAACAUGAUGUUGAAGUUCCUCCUAUGGAUGGUGAUUAUGUGCCAUAUGGAAAAUCAGCAAGUGGCAACAGCGAGUGUUGA